Molecule: messenger RNA, 2727 nt
Organism: Chara braunii
Lineage: Eukaryota; Viridiplantae; Streptophyta; Charophyceae; Charales; Characeae
Source: the annotation of a GenBank genome assembly
GUGGCCCUUAGGGAGUCAGUCAGUAGGUCAGUGUGUCCGGGUAGGUCUACGUGGUGAGGAGUGGGACCCCUGUCGUGCACCAACACCACAAUGGAUGACUAUCCGAUGUAUGGGCUACUUGCGGGGUUCUCCCUCUGGGGGACCCUCUGGCGUCUCCUCUUUCAUCUGGGCUUUUGGCCCACUCUCACGUGUAGAGUAGGGCCCACUCGCGGUGGGACUUCCACCACCCCUUACACGAAGGAGGAGGAGGAGAAGAUGGCCGCCAUUUUGCAGGAGAAGAAGGAGAAGAAGGAGGCCAAGAAAAAGGCCUUGAGGGAGGAGCAGGCGGCCAAAUUAAAGAAGAUGGAAGAAGAGAUGGCCAGGGAGAAAGAGAAGUUGAAAAAGGAAGAAGAAGAGAAGCUGAAGGAGGUGGAUGAAGAAGAGGAAGGACCGCCACUGCAAAGGAGUAGUGGGCAGCCCAGUAGUAAUACUGGUGGAGACUUAGAGAAGAAGAUAUCUGAAUGGGUUGCCAACCUGGCUGUGGGAGAAGAGGAAGAGGUUAGUAUGUACAUCCCGCAGGAUCAGCAAGAAGCCGCCAUGAAGGCUUGGGAGGCAGAGAAAGACCCUCUGAAACGUCAAGCGUUGGAAGACGAGAAGAAGGCCUUAGAGGAAGUGAAGAAUAUAGAGGCGCAAUUAGCCGCCCAGCCCGAUCUCCCAAAUCAAAUGCGAGUCAUAGCUCGAAGCGUUGUAUGCCUAGCACGGGUUCAGGCAGACCAAUAUGACUUUAGCAGAAGCCAGGACAUAGCGGUGCGCUCGAUACGGUUGGGCUUUCGAGACUUUGCUCGUGAGCUGGUAGGCGGCGUUGGAGUUGAGGUGGGUAAUCGCCUCGACAAGACUGAGCGGUUCUGCGCCAGCGCCAUUGAAGGCGUUAAGGCGGCAGCUCCCAAGGAGGAGGAAGCACGUCUUCCUCGCCGGGAGUCUGUCCAGAUCAAGUUCCCCGAUUCCUACAGCGGGAAGAGGGAGGAAAACUUUGACAAUUGGGAGGCCAACGUUAAGACCUAUGUGCACUUGCAAGAGGUCUCCCUAGAUCAGCAAGUCUUAAUUGCUAUCCACGCAUUGAGAGAUGAGGCCGCUAGUUUUGCAAGGUCCCUAGUUCGCGCUGCCAACUGUAGUGAUGAUCCCGUUGCGUACUCCUCAUUUACGUCCCUCACCGAAUUUMUGAAGUUGCUGCGCGAGCGAUUUGCUGAUGUCGCUCGCGGUGUCAAGGCCUCAGACAAGCUSCAAASCAUCCAUUSUCGUAAAUGGAAGAGUGCCAGGGCACUCAAGGGUACAAUGGAUGAGUUGGUGGCCGUCCCUAACCAUGGGGUCACAGAGGGCCAGUUGGUCAACCUCUUUUACCGGGCUAUGCCCGAAGCCUUUCGAGGGCAGUUCUUCACAAAAAGCGAAGACCCUGCCACCACUUACGAUUCUCUUAGUCGCGAGGUGGUCUUGGAAAAGUUGAGGGAAGCUAACUUCAAGAUCAAUGCAAAGAAGUGCGAUUGGGCGAAGACCCAAGUUUUGUAUUUAGGCCACGUCUUAGACGGAGAUGGCGUUAAGCCAGAGGAUAGCAAGAUCACAGCGAUUAGAGAUUGGCCCACGCCACGUACGCUGAUAGGGUUGCGCUCGUUCCUGGGCUUAGCAAAUUACUACAGGAAGUUCGUGAGAAACUUCUCCACCAUCGCUGCGCCCCUUCGCAGAUUGCUAAGAAAAGAGACAAUCUGGAAGUGGGACAAGGACUGCACGUCUGUCAUGAAGAAGCUAAAGCACGCAUUGAUAGAAUACCCGGUCCUUAAGGUCGCCGAUCCGUCCUUGCCUUUUGUCGUUACUACGGAUGCUAGCYAGUACGGCAUAGGCGCAGUGUURCARCAAGACGAUGGCAAUGGGUAUAGACCCGUAGAGUUCAUGUCCGCCAGAAUGCCUUCAGAGAAGGUCGCGACAUCUACCUAUGAGAGGGAACUCUACGCUYUCAGGCAAGCGUUAGACCAYUGGAAGCACUACUUGCUUGGGAGGCACUUYAAAGUAUAUUCUGACCAUGAAACGUUACGAUGGUUAAAGACGCAGGCCAAGAUGACACCUAAGCUUACUAGGUGGGCCGCCAAGAUAGAUCAGUACGACUUCGAGCUCAAGCCUGUCAAGGGGAACUACAACGUAGUUACGGAUGCUCUGAGUAGGAGGGCAGAUUACUUCGGGGCGAUAGUGCAUUACCUCGAUAUAGGGAAAGACCUGCAGCAAGAGGUUAGAGAGGCCUAUGCACAGGACCCUAUCUAUAGUGACCUCCUUAAGAAAGUCAAAGAGGCCCCAGAGACUGAGCUGAAUUACCGCACUACUGAAGGAUUGCUAUUUGAGAAGACUAAUGUCUUUGACCGGCUGUGCAUAGGGAUGAAGAAUGACCGCGUAGAGUAUGUUCGCAGUUGUAAGGCAUGGCAAGAGCCAAGUCAUGGUCAUAGUUGACCGCUUUAGCAAGUACGCAGUUUUUAUUUCUUUGCCUUCUGAGGCGCGUACUGAUUUAGUCAUACAGAGGUUCUUUGACUGUUGGGUUAGUGAGAAUGGAAUCCCGCUGUCUAUAGUUAGCGAUAGAGAUAGUCGCUUUACUAGCCAGAACUGGCAAGAACUCAUGGGAGUAUACGGAUCUAAGUUGUUGAUGUCGUCCGGCCGCCAUCCAGAGACUAACGGUCAGACAGAGCAAAUGAACAAAAUCCUACAGCAAGU